Molecule: messenger RNA, 222 nt
Organism: Sphaeroforma arctica JP610
Lineage: Eukaryota; Ichthyosporea; Ichthyophonida
Exons: 2
Source: RefSeq, a predicted model, not a curated record
AUCAUUGGACAGCUGUCAUACGCCGCUGUGUCAACACUGGCUGAUUUCGGUCAGGUGUUUGGCUACCAUUGGGACAAUAAAGAGAACAAGUUGUUGGAAGCCCCCAAACCCAAGGAGCUGGACGUGACUGAGUUUACGCUCAAUCUGACCGGUGUAAGCCUCAGUCUGGUAGGCAGAGAGAGCGUCACCCACGUGCGUAUGGCCGAGGGCGCCAAAGUACAG